AUGACGUUCUACAAGCGCAAGAUCACCGUCUCCGAUGGAGAAAUCACAAACGCUGCCCAUCUCACCCUGAGGCAGUCGUUCUUGCCAAACUGCUUGGUCACCAUUCUCUUCUUUCUAUGGGGCUUUGCGUAUGGACUUCUCGACGUGUUGAACAGCCAUUUCCAGACCACGCUCAACAUCACCGCUUCGAGAUCUUCCGGCCUCCAAGCUGCUUAUUUCGGAGCAUAUUUCCUCUGCCCGCUCACGAUCUCGGGAUGGAUUCUGCGAAGAUUUGGUUUCCGGAUCACCUUCAUGACAGGUCUGGCAGUUCUCGCUGUUGGAUGUCUUCUCUUCUGGCCGAGCGGGGUGAAGAAAUCCUUUGGCGGAUUCUGCGGCUCCAUGUUCGUGGUCGGUGCCGGGCUCAGCACGCUCGAGACGGCGGCCGACCCGUUCCUGUCCAUCUGUGGACCGCCCAGAUACAGUGAGAUCCGACUGAACCUGGCUCAGGCGGUGCAAGGUGUUGGGAGUUUUGUGGCUCCGUUGCUGGCAAGCAGGGUGUUUUUCGCUCACACUGUUGACACCAACCAGGGUCUCAGGAACGUGCAGUGGACAUACCUAGGCGUUGCCGGGUUCGUGGGCGUCUUGAUCGUUCUCUUCUUCUUGGCUCCGAUGCCUGAAAUCACGGACGCCGAUAUGCACCAUCAAGAGCAUGUCAUUGCCGAAUAUAACCCUGGCCCGCUGCGCAAGCAGUACACUCUGUUCUUGGGCGUGUGGUCACAGUUCUGCUACGUGGGCGCUCAGGUCGCUGUUGCUGGAUACUUUAUCAACUUUGUCAAAGAAACAGGUCGAUCGGCCGCCAACGCCUCGGACCUCCUCGCCGCUGCGCAAGGAAUCUAUGCCGCCAACCGGUUCAUUGCCGGGUUUUUGAUGAUGAUCCCGGCCGUGAAGCCGCGGUACAUGCUCACCAUCUACCUGGGCAUGUGCUGCGUCAUCUCGCUCAUCGCGGGGCUCACGCGCGGCACGACCUCGGUGGCGUUCCUCAUGCUGGUCUUUGUGUUUGAGAGCUGCUGCUUCGCCACCAUCUUCACCAUGUCCCUCCGCGGAUUGGGGCGGCACACCAAGCGCGGCGGCUCGUGGCUCGUCGCCGCCAUCUCUGGGGGUACCGUGUGGCCCAGCAUGACCGGGGCGGUCGUCACCCGCUACAACGCCCACGUCGCCAUGUUCAUCCCCAUGACGGGCUACAUCGUCGGCAUGGUCUUUCCCAUCUACGUCAACCUGUACCAGCGCGAGAGGAUGGACACGCAUCGUGCCACCGAGGUCGGCAUCGUCGUGCCCAGUGAGAAGGAGCUCGAGCUCGAGAGGCAGCAGAGUGUGGUAGGAGACGGGAAGCCUCAGGCGGUCGAGAUUCGUGAGGACGCGGAGUUGAAGUGA
This is a messenger RNA of Fonsecaea nubica, 1410 nucleotides long. RefSeq lists its product as hypothetical. NCBI's taxonomy places the organism in Eukaryota, Fungi, Ascomycota, Eurotiomycetes, Chaetothyriales, Herpotrichiellaceae. Gene Ontology annotation, biological process: transmembrane transport. The transcript has 6 exons. The record is from RefSeq and is a predicted model, not a curated record. Bases 1 to 1410 code for a protein of 469 amino acids. Gene Ontology annotation, molecular function: transmembrane transporter activity.